Messenger RNA from Caenorhabditis briggsae, 1200 nucleotides. RefSeq names its product Protein CBR-SMA-2 (gene Cbr-sma-2). Gene Ontology annotation, cellular component: heteromeric SMAD protein complex. Lineage: Eukaryota; Metazoa; Nematoda; Chromadorea; Rhabditida; Rhabditidae. Gene Ontology annotation, biological process: cell differentiation; SMAD protein signal transduction; BMP signaling pathway. Gene Ontology annotation, molecular function: DNA-binding transcription factor activity, RNA polymerase II-specific; RNA polymerase II cis-regulatory region sequence-specific DNA binding; I-SMAD binding. The transcript is spliced from 7 exons. The annotation marks the transcript as partial. The record is from RefSeq and is a predicted model, not a curated record.
GACGAAGAUGAGAAUUGGGCAAAAAAAGCGAUCGACAAUUUGAUGAAAAAACUGAUAAAGCACAACAAACAGGCACUCGAAAAUCUGGAAUUCGCGUUGAGGUGUCAAGGACAACAAAAAACCGAAUGCGUGACGAUUCCACGAUCGCUGGACGGACGGCUUCAAAUUUCGCAUCGAAAGGCCCUCCCCCAUGUGAUCUAUUGCCGUGUCUACCGUUGGCCAGAUCUUCAAUCCCAUCAUGAGCUGAAAGCCAUCGAAGAUUGCCGAUUCUGCUAUGAAUCCGGUCAAAAAGAUAUUUGCAUCAACCCCUACCACUAUAAAAGAGUCCAUGCGGCCGGCGUUCUUCCACCAGUUCUGGUGCCCCGUUAUUCCGAAAAACCACCCCAAGAAGUGCCACCAACACUGGCAAAAUUCCAGUUGAUGGAGAUGAGUGGGUCGAAGAUGCCACAGAACGUCAAUAUGGCAAACGUCAAUUUUACAGCCAACCAAUUUCAUCAAUACAAUCAAAAUGGAAUCGAAGAAAUGGACACAUCGCAAAAGUUCGACAUACCUCCAGGAGUUCCAACAUGUUUGGUUCCAUUCGAUAAAGGAUGGGAUGAACAAUUUUGGGCAACAAUCAGUUAUUAUGAAUUGAAUACUCGAGUUGGAGAACAGGUCAAAGUGUCAUCGUCAACUAUUACAAUUGAUGGAUUCACUGAUCCGUGUAUUAAUGGAAGCAAAAUUAGUUUGGGACUCUUUUCGAAUGUUAAUCGGAAUGCAACCAUUGAGAAUACAAGAAGACAUAUUGGAAAUGGUGUCAAACUGACCUAUGUCCGUAGCAAUGGAGCUCUUUUCGCUCAAUGUGAAAGUGAUUCUGCGAUUUUUGUCCAAUCCAGAAACUGUAACUAUAUCAAUGGCUUCCACCCGACAACUGUAGUCAAAAUUGCGAACAAGUGUUCGUUGAAAAUUUUUGAUAUGGAAAUUUUCAGAACUUUGCUCGAAGAUUGUAGUCGUCGUGGAUUCGAUGCAUCAUUUGAUCUUCAAAAAAUGACAUUUAUCCGAAUGUCAUUUGUCAAGGGAUGGGGUGCUGAGUAUCAGAGACAGGACGUUACUUCAACUCCAUGCUGGAUUGAAAUUCAUCUUCAUGCUCCGUUGGCUUGGCUCGAUCGAGUUCUGUUCACAAUGUCUCCAACUCCUCGCCCGAUUUCUUCAAUUUCAUAA